Messenger RNA from Marmota monax (woodchuck), 759 nucleotides. RefSeq names its product platelet factor 4-like. The transcript is spliced from 3 exons. Gene Ontology annotation, molecular function: CXCR chemokine receptor binding; chemokine activity. The coding region runs from base 155 to 463 and encodes 102 amino acids. The record is from RefSeq and is a predicted model, not a curated record. Gene Ontology annotation, biological process: chemokine-mediated signaling pathway; antimicrobial humoral immune response mediated by antimicrobial peptide; cellular response to lipopolysaccharide. Gene Ontology annotation, cellular component: extracellular region. Lineage: Eukaryota; Metazoa; Chordata; Mammalia; Rodentia; Sciuridae.
CUUCCGCACCACAGUUCCUCAUUCCCCAUCCCAGGUUUCCGGACUGGACCAGCAGGAGGGAUAAAAGAGGCGGGGACAUCGCUGGAGCCGCGGGCCUGGGAACCCUAGCCCCCACUUGCCCUGAGCACUCGGAUCCUGCUGGAAACUCCAGGACAUGGGCCUCACAUUGUGCUCCUGCAGCCUCUGCAGCCAGCUCAAACCCGGGCUGCUGCUCCUGGGACUAUUGGUCCUAUCAGCUGUGGUCACAGUCGCCAGUGGUGAAGAUGGGGACUUUCACUGUGUGUGUGUAAAAACCAUGUCCAAAGUCAAUGCUGAAUACAUCUUCAAACUGGAGGUGAUCAAGGCAGGACCCCACUGUGCCACCGCCCAGAUGAUAGCUACACUGAAGAGUGGAAGGAAAAUUUGCCUUGAGCGGCAGGUCUCCCUAUUUAAGAGAUUAAUGAAGAAACUCCUGGACAGUUAGUUUAUACCUGGCUAAAUGUGUAUUUUGCUAUAAAACAUGUUUGGGUGCUUCCCCCCACCCCACCCCACCCCACCCCCACACACAUUCGCUCUAACUAAAAAAGAAUCUUCUAUUGCUUAUAUUAUCCUUCAAAUCUUAAAUAAAUAAAUAAUAUGAAUCAAGUUGUGAUUUUGUCAAAAUAUUGCUUCAUAAUAGAGGAGAAAAUAGUGAUGCCAUAACAUAUUUUCUUACAAGAAAACACCUCAAGAAUUUUAAGCAAAAAAAAAAAUGUUUUGAAGGAGGGUUUUUUAUAAGGA